UGUUGGUCAAAAACCAAAUGGUGAUUUGGUAUCCUGUAAUGUCAUUCAUCAAACCGUGCUGUUAUUGGUUUAUAUUUCUUGGUUUGAGAGUAACAUUGAGAUAAAGGUCAAGAUAAUAUUUACCUAUCCUUGAUGAGAGAAUACAUGGAGGUGGAAGAUGAUAAAAGGGGUCAGAGUAAUAGAAAAGCUUUCAGAAAGCUUUAGCUACAGAGAGAACUAACAGCAUGUGUUUCUCUGUGGUCAGUGUUGUGCUAUUGCUGUUCAUUUUGUGGAUGCUUGUGGUCAAGUUUAGGAGACAGAGCCACAGACGAACUGAUGGCGUUGCCAAAGAAAACAACAAACCAGAAGCUGUUUUUCCCAAACUCCUGCAUUCACUCUAUAAGCUCUUCUUCAGUACCGUUUCUCCAACUAUUUCUGGUCCUCGCUCUCUCCCUUUGCUGGGAAACAUGCUGGAUCUCGCCCAAGAUCAUCUGCCCAUCCACUUGACUGCAUUGGCAAAAUGCUAUGGAAAUAUUUAUCGGCUUAACUGUGGCAGCACAACUAUGGUUGUUUUAAACAACAGUGAGAUUAUCCGUGAGGCUCUAGUUAAGAAAUGGUCUGACUUUGCUGGGAGGCCUCAUUCAUACACCGGUGAUAUAGUGUCUAGAGGAGGACGAACCAUUUCUUUGGGUGAUUUCAGUGAGGAAUGGAAAGCUCAUAGACGUGUCACCCACAGUGCUCUGCAGCGCUGCACCACUGACUCCCUGCACUCUGUCAUAGAAAAGCAAGCACAACAUCUCUGUCAGGUGUUACGAGACUACAGUGGAAAGGCUGUGGAUUUAUCGGAGGACUUUACUGUGGCUUCGAGUAAUGUCAUCACAACUCUGACCUUCAGCAAAGCUUAUGAUAAAAGUUCAGCAGAGCUGCAGAAGCUGCAGGAGUGUUUGAAUGAGAUUGUUUCUCUCUGGGGUUCACCCUGGAUCUCAGCCCUGGACUCCUUCCCUCUGCUCAGGAAAUUUCCCAACCCCCCAUUCUCUCGUCUAAUGAAGGAGGUGGCCAGACGCGAUGAGCUGAUAGGAAAACACAUAGAGGAGUUUAAGAAAAGUGAGCAUAAAGAAGGUGGCACACUGACUUCUUCACUCCUGAAGUGUCUUGAACCACAACAAGGGGCAGCCAAUCACACGACUCUGACAGACACUCAUGUGCAUAUGACCACGGUGGAUCUGCUGAUUGGAGGGACAGAAACUAUUGCUGCCUUGCUUAACUGGACUGUGGCCUUCCUUUUACACAGGCCAGAGGUUCAGGAUAAAGUGUAUGAGGAGCUGUGCUGUAUGCUGGAUGUGCGGCACCCUCAGUACAGUGACCGACACAAACUGCCAUAUCUGUGUGCUCUGAUCAGUGAGAUGUUACGACUGCGACCUGUAGCUCCCCUCGCCGUACCACACAGAGCCAUACGAAACAGCAGCAUUGCAGGGCAUUUCAUUCCCAAGAAUACAAUUAUCAUCCCUAAUCUUUACGGAGCUCACCAUGAUCCAGAAGUCUGGGAUGAUCCAUAUAGCUUCAAACCAGAACGCUUUUUGGAAGGUGGUGGCGGGUCCCUUCGUUCUCUGAUACCUUUUGGAGGAGGCGCACGACUGUGUUUGGGAGAGGCGGUAGCCAAAAUGGAGAUGUUUCUCUUCACGGCAUAUCUCCUGCGAGAGUUCAAGUUCCUGCCUGCCAGUAAAGAAGAGCCACUGCCUGAACUGCGAGGUGUCGCCAGCGUGGUUCUUAAAGUUAAACCAUAUACAGUUAUAGCACACCCCAGAGAACAGUAGAUGCUUAUGAGGAGUAAGUUGCAGUUGUCUGGCUAGGUUUAUGGAUAAUAUUAGUUGAAUGUUUAUUCUGCAGUGUAAAAUACAUCAGUAGUAUGUACAGUAACUCAUCAUUUUUCAAUGUAGUCUCAUGGCAUAUCUUAACUUUUUUUGUAUUCAGAUCUCAUUUAUAGAUUUAAUACAACUCAUGUAUUCAUGAACUACUGACGGUUGGUUUUAGAGGUAGGGUUUAGGGGUACAACUCCUAAUGAAAUUGUUUGAAUUUGUAUGAAGUGUUGCAUGCAAAACUGUUGCAAACAAUUUAUUUUUG
Molecule: messenger RNA, 2100 nt
Organism: Danio rerio (zebrafish)
Lineage: Eukaryota; Metazoa; Chordata; Actinopteri; Cypriniformes; Danionidae
Source: RefSeq, a predicted model, not a curated record